AUGCCCCAUCCACACUGUGCUCCACCCAUCCAGUGCUCCACCCAUCCAGUGCUCCACCCAUCCAGUGCUCCACCCAUCCAGUGCUCCACCCAUCCAGUGCUCCACCCAUCCAGUGCUCCACCCAUCCAGUGCUCCACCCAUCCAGUGCUCCCCCCAUCCAGUGAUCCACCCAUCCAGUGCUCCACCCAUCCAGUGCUCCACCCAUCCAGUGCUCCACCCUUCCAGUGCUCCACCCAUCCAGUGCUCCACCCAUCUAGUGCUCCACCCAGCCAGUGCUCCACCCAUCCAGUGCUCCACCCAUCCAGUGCUCCCCCAAUCCAGUGCUCCACCCAUCCAGUGCUCCACCCAUCCAGUGCUCCACCCAUCCAGUGCUCCACCCAUCCAGUGCUCCACCCAUCCAGUGCUCCACCCAUCCAGUGCUCCCCCCAUCCAGUGCUCCACCCAUCCAGUGCUCCACCCAUCCAGUGCUCCACCCAUCCAGUGCUCCACCCAGCCAGUGCUCCACCCAUCCAGUGCUCCACCCAUCCAGUGCUCCACCCAUCCAGUGCUCCACCCAUCCAGUGCUCCACUAACACUGUGGUCACCCAUUCACUCAGCCAGUAA
Messenger RNA from Procambarus clarkii (red swamp crayfish), 603 nucleotides. The record is from RefSeq and is a predicted model, not a curated record. Lineage: Eukaryota; Metazoa; Arthropoda; Malacostraca; Decapoda; Cambaridae.